Molecule: messenger RNA, 5238 nt
Organism: Lagopus muta (rock ptarmigan)
Lineage: Eukaryota; Metazoa; Chordata; Aves; Galliformes; Phasianidae
Product: zinc finger protein 501-like
Exons: 2
Coding region: 2757-4169 (470 amino acids)
Biological process (GO): regulation of transcription by RNA polymerase II
Cellular component (GO): nucleus
Molecular function (GO): DNA-binding transcription factor activity, RNA polymerase II-specific; RNA polymerase II cis-regulatory region sequence-specific DNA binding
Source: RefSeq, a predicted model, not a curated record
CAGCCAAAAUCCAUGUGAAAAGAAGAUAAGCAAGAGCUGUGUUGCUGUGUGCACAGAGGGAACAAAUCAAGAGUUGCAAAAUGAAUGCAAUUUAGGGAUGAUGUAAGCGUUCUUUUCGACUUUGCAACCUCUGGAGUAGUCUGUUAAUCUUUGUCUUCUUUUUUCUUGUAAAGGCAAACUUAAACAUUUCUACAUGGCUUCUAUCUUGUUAGGAUCUCUGCCUUCUUAUUAACAUCUGUGUGCCUGUAGAUGCAGCGCGAUCAAAUAAAAGUGCGUAACUUCCCCCUUGAACUGACCAUAGAGGUUAUUGAGCCUUCUGUGAAACAGAACAGAAUGAGACACAGCAAAGUGACUGUAGAAAUCUACAGAAAGUGGGGGAAUGAGGAAACCAGGAAAUAUGGGACUCCCCCACAGCCUCUCACUAGGAUGUAGGCUGAUAGGCCAUGUCUUUCUGUCCAUUUCUUCCAACUCUAAAACCUUCUGUUUGCCUUUAACCAAGGUCGUCUCUCACAUCUCCCUCUGCCUCCCCUACCUCCUCAUCUGGCCGUUUCUUCCCUUCUUGGCUGGUUGUUUGAGCCCAAGUCUGUGCUCUCAUUUCUGAUCUGUGUGCCAAGCUGUGUCACAUCUCCAGACUCCACCCCUGCUCCAGGCUCUGCUCAGCUGUGUCCAGCUCCAAGUCCUUCCUCCCUCAGGCCAGUCCCUCCCUGUCUCUCCUUGAUGAAUAACAUACCAGCUCCAGUGUAUAAAGACUGGUGAAACUGUAAGCGUCUGAGAUCUGUGUAUUGAUGUUUUUUGGGGGUGCCCUUUUCUCUUCAUCUCGCCUCCAGUGUGCCCACACUGGAGUACACCAGGGGUGAGGAGGCAGAGAGCAGCCAGGUGAGCCAUCCUUCCUCACACCCUGACCGGAAGGAGAGACAUUUUCUACUCACUGAUCAGAACCAGGAGAGCCUGCAUGACUGACAUGGCACUGUCCUGCCUGAGCCAGGCUAUCACCUGCCCGUGUCCUCCCUCCUGUACCAGGGGUGCUGGGACAGGCAGUGGGGAGCACAGCAGGCUUCCCUUGUUUCUGGUGGUGAUGUGUGGUGUCACAGACGCCUUCAUUCUUUGCUCUGUUGUCCCUUGCUUCCGUGGUUCCCCACUUCCGUGCACCCAACAGCAGCUGUUUGUUGGGUUUGUGGCAGAUAUAUGUCCUCCCUAUUACUGCUUAACCGAAGGUUGGCACAGUGGCUCCCUGUGCCAGCUGUGUCAUGGGGCUGUCCCUUUGGGCCUCUGCCCAUCAUGUCAGGAGCUCAGUGCAGCUCAUCUCCUUCCUCCUUUGUCUCACUGAUGUCUCAUCAGCCACAAUGUUGCCUAAGGACAUGGCACUGUCUAGGCAUGGCUGACCAGCACCUUGCCCCCACCUGGGUACUUGAUAGUGUUUCAGGCUUCCCACCUUUUUUAUGGCAGUCAUCAAGCAGUAAUGCUUUUCUGCCACAUUCCCAGCUCUGCACAAAAUAAGCUCUCUUCUGUAUCUGCUUUUUUCUUCUGCAGGUGCUCACCAUCUUGGGAUGCAUAUCGACCGUCAGUUUGGAGCUACUCUUGAAUGAUAACAGAAAGGGACUGAAGCAGAAAGGUGGCUUUCCUCUCCUAAAACCAUCAGGAUGUCUCAGCAGGGUCAGGCCUACCUGCUGCCUUGUAUGUUCAACGGGGACACGUGGGGAGGGAGGGCUCAGCUUCCCUACCAUGUUCCAGUGGCACGAUGCAAAGCCAUGUAACUGAAAUGAUGCAAUGCCAUUGCAGAGUUAGUAUUCACAUGCACAGUUUUUAAGCAUCUUCUUUCUCUAACCUGUACCUUUCUGGCUGUUCAGAAUUCAGCAUCUUAAAAUGCCCCAGUGUGCUGCACAAAUGCAGCCCAGAGCUAAAUAGGUGACCUAAUUUUCCAUCCUACAAAACCCACUCGUACGCUGUACUUCUGCUCUGAAGAAGAAGUCCUUGUAUGUUGGCACUCAAAACUGCCCAAUCCAAAUGAUGUCAGUGCUCACACACACACGUGUGUAGCUGCAUUUUUCAGCUCAUCUCCAGCCCUGGGCUCUGUCAGGAAUGAGGCAGCCACAGUGUCAUUAUGCUGAACAGGAUGGGAAAUUCUGCCUUUGGUCUGCUAUUGCUGCUGCUGAUGUGUGAACAGAUCAAAAUCCCUCCCUCAGCCCUCCCUCAGCCUGGCUGAGUCACCAAGCAAAUGCUCCUCCAUGGAAGCAAUGGAGAAGACUCUAGGCAGAUGCAGAAAGCAAUGCAUGCAUGCGGGCAGCAUUUUCCUCUGCUUCAGCAGGGCUGUACUGUGUCAUAUUUAACACACCGGGAGGAAAGUUGACAGGGAGAAAAUGGCUUCAGGCUUCUCUGUUUUCUGUACAGAACUCAGCAAGCUGACAGGCAGCUCUCAGUAGCAUGUGCAGCCAACCCUGUCUUUGCUGUGUGAGCGGCCCUGGCUAGCAGACCCCACCAGCAGUGUCACAAUGUGUGGCAGAACAUCAGUGACCCUGACUUGUGCUUCUGAGCAUUAUUUUAUAUCUGGCCUAGGAUGCUUUCAUUUCCUAAAUCUCAUUCUCAACACUGCUACUAGAACUGAUGGUAUUUGUUACAUCUGUUUUCCCUCUCUGAUCAGGAGCUGCUGUCCCUGACUUUUCUUUAACCUCAUGGGCAGAGUGAAGAGAAACAGCACUGUGUCUAGGAGGAACUGAACUCUGAAACAGUGGAGGUUCUCAAAAGCAGGUGGCCAGACCAUGGGUGACAUACAGAAGGCUCAACCUCAUCAGGAAAAGCCUGCGAGAGCUGACUUGCACCCGUUCAUCUCCAGAAGGCCCACUACAGGUACUCUGCAGGACUCUGAUGAAAGACCAGACUGCAAGCAGGAGCUGGAGAUGGAAAAUGAGGUGAAGCUGUCUUUUGUAAAGAGGCAGGGAAAGGGAGCUGUCAUGGCAGUGUGGGAUUGCGAGGGUGAUGGCACUCCCAUUGGCAAGGUGGUCCUUGCUGGGGACAGGCCAGACCCUCCAGUGUGCGGGAAUGGCACCAUUUGGAUUCAGCAGGUGGGAGAGAAAACCUACGAAUGUCCCGAAUGUGGGAAGAACUUCAGCCGGAGCUCGUAUCUCAGCCAGCACCAGAGGAUCCACCUGGCAGAGAAACCCUUCAGCUGCUCUGAAUGUGGGAAGAGUUUCACCCGCAACUCGGACCUGAUCAAACACCAGCGGAUCCAUACAGGAGAGAAGCCCUACCAGUGCAACGAGUGUGAGAAGACCUUCAGCCAGAGGUCCAACGUGAUCAGGCACCAGCGGACCCACACGGGAGAGAGACACUACCAGUGCAAUGAGUGCGGGAAGAGCUUCAGCCAGAACUCGCAUCUCAUCGUCCAUCAGAGGAGCCACAAAGGAGAGAAACCAUUUCAUUGCCCCCGGUGUGAGAAAAGCUUCAGCGACCGCUCCUCCCUUAUCAUACACCGGAGGGUCCACACUGGAGAGAAGCCCCACAAGUGCCAGGUAUGCGGGAAACAUUUUCGAGACAGUUCAGCCAUCAUUCGGCAUCACAGGAUCCACACAGGAGAGAAACCCUACAAGUGCACCGAAUGUGGGAAAACCUUCCGCCAGAGCUCCUCGCUGGUGACCCACAUGCGGACGCAUACAGGCGAGAAACCCUACAAAUGCCCUGUGUGUGGGAAGAGCUUUAGCCAGAGCUCAGCACUCACCACGCAUCGCCGCAUCCACGGGGGAGAGGUGUUGCCCCUGUACCAUGGCAGCCUCUUGGCCAGCCCCUACCAGUGCGCUGAGUGCGGCAGGCGGUGCAGCGACCAACCCACUCUCAUCAAGCACCAGACCACGCAUGUGGAGGAGCGGCCCUACAUCUGCGUGGAGUGUGGGGACAGCUUCCGUCGGAGCUCAGCACUCAAUGUCCACUUGAGGAUCCACCGUGGGGAGAGACCCUACAAGUGUGAGGAAUGUGGGAAAACCUUCCGGCAUAGCUCAGCUUUGGGUGCACACUUGAGGAUUCAUGCGGGAUCCAAGCCCUACGAGUGCGCUGAGUGUGGGAAAAGCUUCCGGAAAAGCUCGACGCUUAAAGUGCAUUUGAAAAUCCAUGUGGUCAAGAAGCCUUAUAAAUGUACUGUGGGUAGGAGGACUCUCUCUUCCUGUUCUCUUCUCCCAUAGGGUUGGUUGGAGCAGAAAAUGAGCAGAAUUUGAUUGUGUCUGAGGGCACGUAAAAAACAUAGGUACUGAGAAUUACAGUGGCAAAAGGCUAAGGAGACACCGUAGCAGCUCUAGUGUCAGGGCUGGGUGCUUAGCCCCAGUGGUAUGUUAAAUUAUGAGGUCAGGGAGCUCAUGCUAGGAACUGCGUACUGGCAGUUAAAAAGAGUACUGAGAGCUGAGGGGAGACCAGGUUCUGUGUAAUUUGGGGACUGUGAGUAUGCGGUAGAACACAAGCAGAAGAAUUGGGCUUUUAAAAUAACUUUUCAACAAAGCAAAAGAUCAAAUUUAAAAGGUCCAAGUUGGCUCUCAUUCAAAACUCCAGCUCAUUAGGCACUGCAGUAGACUUAGAAACUCAUAUUUUCCAUUAAAUAUGGUGAGUUGACCCUGUAUUUGAGCAGGCACUUCCAAUUCCUUGAGUCCAAAACUGAGGAGGUGAACCUCAACCUGUUUUGUUUUUCAAUCCUCUGUUCCAAAUCCUACAUGGGAUGAUGAAUUCCUACCUCCAUACAGAACAUCUGGGUGACAAAAUGGCUGAGUAAAGUGAAACUGGCAGAGCUGUUCCCAGAAGACUUGGACAUGCAAGCGUAGCCAGUUGGAGCACUGCCCAUCACCGGUGUUGGGCAGCUUUGUCCUCCUUGUUUUUUAACACCUUCCUGUUAGGAACAUCAACAAAACGUGGGCAAAACAGUGGCCUUACAUUGUUUAACCAAAAAAAAAAAAAAAAGGGUUCCCCCUAGAUGUGUGUGUGUUAUACUUAGCACGUAUGAUAGGUUCCUACUGGUAGGCAGGAGACUGUUUGCAAUUUUGUAGUCCUUUAUGUGAGAGAACUCUUCUUCAGCUCCCUGCUGUUUGUGCUUUAGUAACGUGUAAAGCUCGGUGUUAAGUUAGGAAUUCGAGCUUUAGGUUAGGAAUUCCUAAUAUUACAUGUAGUGCCGUGGCAACGACUGUGUUACAGAAACCUCCUCUGUAUUGCUGUGUUUUGUUACGAGGGAUGUGUUUCCAUCCUAAAUAAACUUUUUUUUUUCUUUUU